CAACGCAACGCAACGCACUGUUAUCCAUCGUGUAUCAAGUCGGUUUCUGCUGCCCCGUCGUGUCUGUCCUCUCCUCUCCUUCUCCUUCUGACAAGCAAUCCAGGAUGAGAUGACCAUUUUUCUCCCCUUCCUUUCGGAAACUCGUCAUCAUCUCUUCCCAUUCCUCCCUUGCCGUCACUCACUUUCACUUCAUUCGACAAACUCGAUCAACCCGGCCUGUUCAUUUGUUGGUUGUUUCUCUUCCUGUCUGCCGCGGCUGCAUGUAGAUCCUGAACAGGCUCGACAGGGACGGAGCGAGGAUUUGCAUCGCAUUGGACAGACAGAUUUACUUCACUUGGACUGGUCUGGUCUGGUUUCUAUUCUUCAACGACCGACCACGUUGCUGUCCUGCUUCCUUCUUCUUCUCCUCCUCCAACUCAUUUGGUUCUUGAUUCACCAGUGCCUCAUUUGGACGUCUCCUCCACCCGCAAUCUAUCUCGCGCCCUGGUGGACUUCUCCACAGUCCAGAUUCGGUUGCCAAGCACUAUCCAACAACAGCUUUUUAAUCUGUCUCCGACACUUCGAUAGGUGGGCCGUAGGUUCCGUGGUUCUGUUUGUUCCUGAAAUCUUUGGCCUGUUCGGUGCCGGUUCUCGUUGGCUCACCGCGGUGUGGCUUCGGUACCUAUUCAAUCAAUAAAACAGCCUUGCGUCCCUGUCUUCACUCCCUUUCGUCGUCCGGCUCUGGUCUCGACCUCGAAUUUCUGGAUUCAAUGUCUUGAUGUCCCUUCCCUAAUUUAUUCUUCCUGUGCAGGCACAAUAGCACUUUCAUAGACCCAUUCAACGGUCGAUCUUCUUUGCACGACGUACGAGUUCUUCGAUUCAUUUUCUCAAAUACCAAAAGUACUUGCUACGCUCCUUCAGUUAUUCAAACAGUACGAUUUCUGCGAUUCGGUUCAGAAACGCCCCCUUCACUUUGGCUGCGCCAUUUAUUUUCAAAUGCCACCUCGCCUUGACUUGAAGAAAACCUAUACACACGCAGAUAUGAUUCUCUCGUCACGGAAGUCUCCUCGGCUGAGCUUACGACCAGGGAAAUACGAUGGCUCGGAUCGAGGUCCCACAUCCUCGACUUCUUCUCGGUUCAGCUUCCAACAUCUGAUUGUCUCACCACCUCCUUCUCCUGGACUUCCAGCUUCAGUGCCCAGGCAUGGGAAGCCAACACCUACCCAUACACCGAGGAGAUGUCUGAGGGCAGCGUGCUGGGUGGUUGGUGUAUUGACGAUGUUAUACGUGGGACUACGAUUCAUGAGAUUACAGUUAGAUCAAGUUAGGCGGCCUGUGGGUUGGAGUACACACUCUGGGGAGGAGUUUGAGAUUGUUGGAGAAGAUGAAUUGCCAGAUUUCCCAACCCCGGUUGUGGUUACAGACAAACGGGGGAGAUCCAAGUGGACCGUUUCAAUUCCUCCGGAUCACGAAUUCCCUCUACAACCCAAGCAAUAUGCAGAGAUAUGUCAGCAGAACAUGGAGGUUGCGAAUCAUGUUGCAGAUUUACAUGCUCAUAUUCAUAAGCAGCAUUUCCAUCACAAUUACUACCACGUGGACCAGAAUUUCAUGGAUGUAGCUGAGGCGGAAUUCUAUGGAUUGCUCCCUGGACCCAAAGCAAAGACGACGAUGAAGGAAGGGGGGUCGCUGGUAGGAGAGAAUACGGAUGGGUUGAUCGACUCGAAGGAAUGCGAGAAGACUUUGAUUUUCGUGAUGGAGACAUCGGAUGCCGGAUUGGGAAAGACUUUGAUGAUGAUGUGGACUGCCUACGGAUUGGCGCAGAAGGAAGGAAGGGAUUUCUUUGUCGAUGACUCGAGAUGGGCAUACGGCAGCUAUACCAACUACUUUCGUUCUCCGCCAAAUCCAGGCUGCAGACCCCCACCAAGACACGAGAUGCUUCCUUGUCCACAUCAUGCCCGCCAUCUGGUGGUAUCAGCUGGAACAGCUCCCUGGACGCUAGGAGGAUCAUUCAAUGAAGAGUUCGAAGACCCCCGCAAGAUGGAGGUCUAUCGCCAGAAGCCAAUUUAUGCGUUAGCUCGUGCUGGCUAUGAGGCACUUUUCAAGCUUAACGAUGGGGAUCAGAAAUAUGUUGAGGACCGCAUCUCCGUUCUCCUAGAUAAGACUGUUCGGCCCCCACCAGAAACAGAGAAUGGCAUCAUCAUUGGCGUCCACGUUCGUCAUGGUGACAGACACCCUUACGAGUUCCAGUACAAGGAUGCAUAUGUUCCACUCGAUCGGUACGGCGAUAAGGCACGAGGGAUCCUUUACGAUACUUUCAACAGCUCAGGGCCGGGUGGAGAAGAGAACUUGAUGGCUGAGAUGCACAGUAUCUUCGUCGUAGCAUCCGACGACCCAGACGUUUACGAUUCGGACGAAUUCUCUCAUGCAGUAAGAGCUCAAGAACUCAUUCGCCUGGCCUCGAAGAAAAGUGUCGACUCUGCCAAGCCAACUGGCGGCGCAAUCCGCAAAUUUGUCGAUGAGAAUGUGGGCUGGGAAGGUGGCUUCUUCGCCGGCAUGUUCUGGAGCUUGGGAAAGCCGACCAGUGUCCCAGCUACAGCUGUUGAGACGCCUGAUACGAAUCUACCACCUACAAACGAAGCUCUGCGACUACGACAGCUUGUCGGACGAGCAUACCUGAUGGAUCUCGCGGUUCUAGGGAAGGCUAGUGAUCGUCUUGUGUGCACAGUUAGUAGUAUGGGCUGCAAGAUACUGGCUGUUAUGAUGGGAUGGGAGGCGGCUAUUGAUCAGGGCAAGUGGGUCAAUAUCGAUGGCGAUUUCGAGUGGAGGGGUGUGUCUUGGUGA
This is a messenger RNA of Cadophora gregata, 2820 nucleotides long. RefSeq lists its product as uncharacterized. Lineage: Eukaryota; Fungi; Ascomycota; Leotiomycetes; Helotiales; Ploettnerulaceae. Bases 976 to 2820 code for a protein of 614 amino acids. The transcript has 2 exons. The record is from RefSeq and is a predicted model, not a curated record. Gene Ontology annotation, molecular function: alpha-(1->6)-fucosyltransferase activity. Gene Ontology annotation, biological process: protein N-linked glycosylation.